AUGGAUGCCAUUGAAUUAGGAUGUGCCGAGACCUGUAAACGCUUACAAUGUGGAAUGCUAUGGCAUUGUUAUAUACCUGUUGUAAAAUAUAGCGUUAUGUAAAAAUUUCAAAGUUUUUAUCAAAUAACGAAUUACGAAUGAGUGAACUAAAAUUUUGAGAAUUUUGUUUGCGUUAGUAUACAUUAAAACGUAUUUACAGUUACAAACAUAACCUAUUAAAUUUUAAAAUUAUUCGACAUUCUGCUAUAUAUUUGGCAAUUUCAAUAGAUGACCACUUACAUACAAUGGGCGAAUUAAAUGUGUGUUUUCAAAUAGAUACAGACAACCGUGAAAAUUUUCCAUCUGCAGCUGCUUUUCAGACAUUCAAAAAUCAAAGAGACACCUUUUAUGAAAUAUUUAGAAUAUGGGAAAAAAAUCACUCAGUGCAUGGAUGGACAUUUCAAAUAGCUUUAGGAAGUAAAAUAAGAACUAUGUUAACAUUGCAUAAUGAUGCUGUAAAUUAUUAUCAUUUUGCAAGAUUGUUUAAGUCACAACUUUUGAUUUCGUGUAUACAAAAUAGACAACAGACAGAAGUAGAAGAUGAUGAAAGUAUAAGCGUUUUAAAGACAUUGAAACACAUAAAUCCAAAGAAGUUAAAUCAACUGCAAAAGCGACUAGUAACUCCACAGCCCUCUAAAAAUCAAAUUACACAACCAUCUUUUCCUGGAGUGCAAGAAUUUUUCAAGGAUUUUAUAUUAUAUGCUUUUAAUCCAAAUUUUUACAUUCAUUUAGAAAAUUGCUUAAUCCACGAGAUAAUGGAAUUGAAUGACACUCAGUUUAAUAAUAGCGAAAUAGAAGAUUCAGAAACAACGGUCGAUGAACAAACACAACAAAAUUUUAUUAUUUGUUUAUCCAGUUUAAGACUUCUUGCAAAAGUGUUAGGUCUCGUUGUAUCGUUACCAUAUAGAUCGGAAUCUAAUAAUUUUAAAGAUUUAAUAGCAACUCAAGUGGAAAUAAGGAGUAAAGUCGUACCAGCAAUAAAUUUACAUCUUUGUCUUUAUAAUGCAAUUGCAUUAAGAAAAUUAUCAUUAACUGUACCUUGGGUAGCAAAAUAUUUAGCUAUGAUGGAUACAGUGUCUCUUCGUUUACCAUAUUAUAAACAAACUUUGGAGCUUUUGUAUUAUAUUUAUAAAGUUGUAAAUCAUUUUGACUUUUCAACAUCUGAUAGUUUUAUUUCUCAACAAACGGCGAUUUUUCUUAAAUAUACCUUAAGUUGGUUAUUCGAAUUGCCAAACAUUCCAAAAGAUUUCUAUUCUACUUGGCAAAAGAUGUAUAAAGUUAGAGAGCUGCGAAGUUUGGAGCAUCUUGAUAGAAAUUAUCUGCAAAAAAAUAUACUACUAGAACCCACUGUGUCCGUUACAUCAACUAAAUGUAGUUUGGACAAAUUGGAUAUCAUCAAUGAAAGAACAUUGCGUGUAUGUUGUCCAUUGAUUGGACUAAACGUAUCUGUAUCAAAUUGCAAUACAAAUCUAAAUAAUUACAAUGCAAAUAAACAUAUUACACCAGUUUCUAGUCAACUUUAUAAAUCUGCUAAAAGUGCAGGUAUAAAGCAUUUAGAGUUGCAAUUGGAAGAGGCAUUUUUUGGUGGACAACCUGCAUCUACUCGAAAAACCGUUGACUUCGUAUCAGAACGAGUUGCUUCAACGUGUGUAAAACACAUAUGUAAUACCUUGUUAAUGUCCUCUAGAGAAACGAAUCUCAAUAAUUUUAGGGAGAUUUUAAAGAAAAAACAAAUCGGAAAACAAUCCGAAAAAUUUAGAGAACAACGUAAUGUUACAGAUUUUAAGGCAAUUGUGAUAACUGAUAUAAACACAUUAGCUAUGAAUAUGUCUAAAGAAUUGAAAGAUCAGUGUGAAGCAUCUAUACCGGGAAUUUGUGAAUUACGGGUAACAAAAUGCAUAGAUGCUCUUUUGGCGGAAGAUUCGCUGACACCCGUAAAAGAAAUGUGUGCUAAAAUUGCUACAAGGUUAGCUAUGGAACGUAUACAUCAAUGGAUACAAUCUCACAUAGUAGGUGGAUCGUUAUUUAUAAAAGACAUGGAAGUUGAAUUAAACAGAUUUUUGAGGAACAAUACACCACUGCAUCCUAUGGAAGAAAGGAAGCAUAAUCAAAAUGCUAUGAGUCCAACAACUGUCACUGACAACUUGAGGGAACUUAUAUGGAUUAUACUUGAUAAUGGUGGUGAUUUCUUAACAGUAACAAUUGUCUCGACUUUGUUAGAUAAUUUAUAUCAGACUUUAAACGAAAGAGCUGAUUUAGUUGUGGGACUGGAAAAAGUUUUAUACUCCCUUAGUACAGAUUUUGCAUUAUUUUUAGUUGCUUAUCGAAGCGAUCUGUUUAUGUCAAAAAUUCAAGACAAAUUUAUAACAAUAUGGGCAAUGAAUCGUUGUAAAACUUUGGAAUCAGACUCGCCUAUACAUAGAAUAUUUAGUUCUAGAAACGUUAUGCUUUUAGCGCAACCGGAAAAGGAAGAAGUUUGGGUAGUGUUUGGAAAAUUUAUUAACAGAUUAAUAGAGAAAAAUGUUUUAGACAUUGAUAGUUUUAGCGAUCAGUGCGUGGCUUUAUUUAGGCAGAACUGGCCUGUGCCUAUAUUGAAGCACCUGUCAAAAUGUUUAAUGGAAGUUGUAACAGGUUUUAAAGCAUCAGAUGAAACAACAGAAAAAGUGAAAUAUCUUCUUGGUUGGAUAGCUGAAACAUAUAACGAGAUAGAGUUCUGUAGUGAUUACAAUACAAUAGACUGAUGUUCUUGUAGCUUCUUUUUGAACUGAUAUACUGUGUAAACAGUCAUACAAUUCUUGUGCAUAUGUGAAUGUAAAUUAUUGUACAUUAAUUAAUUUUACAGCGAAAGAGACAUGUAUUUAACACGUAAUUUCGAAAAUUGUAAUUACGAUAUAGUUUAGAUUCUUUGUAUCUGUGUAAUGAAUUUCAUUUCAUUCUGAUGUAUAAAGACCACCGAUUCUGAAAAGUUACGCGAUGAGAUUGAAAUUCAGUUGGUCUUAUGGUUAUAAGUAACAGCUCGAUUCUACGAACGAUUCUUAUGGUUAUAUGUAACAGCUCGAUUCUACGAACAAAGUUUCGAUCGUUGUAUUUGUACAUAGGCACGGAUUUGCAUUUUAAUUCAACAGAUGCGUAUUUUAUAGUUAACGACGAAAUUUUAACUUUUCAUAUGUACGAAAAAAUGUAAAAUAAACAAGAAUUUGUUUUUUA
Molecule: messenger RNA, 3246 nt
Organism: Frieseomelitta varia
Lineage: Eukaryota; Metazoa; Arthropoda; Insecta; Hymenoptera; Apidae
Product: codanin-1-like
Exons: 10
Coding region: 285-2780 (831 amino acids)
Biological process (GO): chromatin organization
Cellular component (GO): nucleus
Source: RefSeq, a predicted model, not a curated record